Molecule: messenger RNA, 1302 nt
Organism: Guillardia theta CCMP2712
Lineage: Eukaryota; Cryptophyceae; Pyrenomonadales; Geminigeraceae
Exons: 6
Coding region: 1-1302 (433 amino acids)
Source: RefSeq, a predicted model, not a curated record
AUGAAGGUUGAGAGGACCCUCGAGCUUUGGAUGUCGAGAGAUAAAACGCUCUCAAACCAAAGGUACAACGGAAAAGCCCCAGACGUCGUGAAAACCACUGCCAUGGUAGCAGCAAGCAACCAGAUAAAUGAUUGUGAUGGAUUUGGUUUUGAGAUGAUGGAGGACGAUCGCAAUGGUUUGUUUUCUGGCAAUCUGAGCAAGCAAUUGUCAAAUCCGAUCGAGUAUUCAAGAUUUCCAGAGUUUACCUACCAGAAUUUGAAUUCAGAGAACAUCCCGCUGGGUGAAGACUGGAUCAACCAGCAGGUGCUCGCCAACAUGCAGGAGAAGAUGGGGGAUGAGAUUCUCUCGCGCGUCUCCUCUCUGGACGACAAGUCAAAGCUCGUCGGGUUUGACGGGUCUGAGCUCCCCCAGGCUCUCAAGACAGACUUCCUGCGCUCUGCCGACUUCCCCGAGAUGUGGGCUAUCCAGUCGUCGAAUGUUGCGGACAACUUUGAGAUGGAGGAGAAUCAUAUGAUGACAAAGAGCCCAACGGGUAUCACGACGUUCAGCCUGAUGGCAGGAGGGAGCAACAGGAGUGUUCUGAGUGCUGCCGCCCUGCCUCGUCACGGCACAACGGCAAAGACGAAACGAGCGGCUCCUCAUAAGUCAGAGAGGAGCAGGACGCUGAAAGAAGAUGAUCCCUGCAGGCCCUCCACCUCGUUGUACCCCGAAAGCCUCCCUACUCGAGACCCUUUCGAGAUCAAGGCCAUUGCGACUGGUCUGUGCCAGCUGUUUCCGAGCAUGUACGAUAGGAAUGUCCAGCUGUUUGACAUCCUUGCGGUGAAGGAGGCGGUCACCCUGCCUUGGCCUUGCAAUGAUCCUCGGGGAACGAUCACGCAGAUUUCAGUGCAAGCGAAGAAUCCAUACCCGAAGCACAAUGGCAAGAAGCAGUAUGAUUCAUGCACGUUUAUGAUGAAGAUGAUGGGCGAUGAUGAGAUCAAACUGCGGGUCUGGUCCAAUGGCAGAACACAGGCCUACGGGUGCAAAAGCAGAGAUAAGCUGAUCGAAGCCAACACAAUCGCUGUUGAUAUGAUCCGAGUAGUCGAUAAGAUGUGCAAGAGCUCUGGUAUGCCAACUUUGUGGAAGGUUGCCAAGAAGAACGCAGACGAGUUGUUGCAAGAAGAUUGCGUCAAGAUAAUAUCUGCGCCGCUUCUUGGAAGCUGGAACAUGAACUUUAAGAAUGUUGGGAUCAAGCUCAACAUGGACGCUCUCUUCAGAUUCCUGCAAUCUCAUGAAUUCUCCGAUCGGUAUGUCCGUCAUUGA